AUGUCAAAGAAGGAAGUUAAAGCCCCAAAGGUUGUUGAGUUGCUCUCCGCCAAGAUUGGUGCCAAGCCAAACGAAGAAGUCUUCGCUGUUGCCCAUAUCUUUGCCUCUUUCAAUGAUACUUUCGUCCACAUUACUGAUCUUUCCUCAAAGGAAACUAUCAUCCGUAUCACUGGUGGUAUGAUGGUCAAGACUGAUCGUGAUGAAUCCUCCCCAUACGCUGCUACCAUGGCCGCCCAAGCCGUCGCUGCUCGUUGCAAGGAAGUUGGUGUCACUGCCCUCCACGUUAAGCUCAGAGCUACCGGUGGUACUGGUUCCAAGACCCCAGGUCCAGGUGCUCAAUCUGCUUUGCGUUCUCUUGCUCGUUCUGGCAUGAAAAUCGGUAGAAUUGAAGAUGUCACUCCGAUUCCAAGUGACAGUACAAGAAGAAAAGGAGGCCAUCGCGGUAGAAGAUUAGAUGAACAUGGUUAUGGAAACCGUGCCAAAUACCAAUGUCUAACCUGUACUGGCGGCAUUACAGUAUCUUACAAGGUCCUCAUCAACUGUACCUACGAAAACAAUGAGAAUUAUCUUAUGUUGUUCGCUGUCCGUUCAAAAUUACCAUCAACAAGAGAACUCUGUGUGAUCUCUCCAUCUCCUUGUAUUCAAUGCUUUUUUUGUUGUGACAACUCGAGGCAAACUUUGGCUAUCAUCUUUGCAAGCGAUGAUGGGGCCAUUUCUUUUCAAGAUAUCCAUCAAUCUUGA
Cavenderia fasciculata is the source of this 741-nucleotide messenger RNA. It is a transcript of the gene rps14, whose product is annotated as 40S ribosomal protein S14. Gene Ontology annotation, biological process: maturation of SSU-rRNA from tricistronic rRNA transcript (SSU-rRNA, 5.8S rRNA, LSU-rRNA); translation; ribosomal small subunit assembly. Lineage: Eukaryota; Evosea; Eumycetozoa; Acytosteliales; Cavenderiaceae. Gene Ontology annotation, cellular component: ribosome; cytosolic small ribosomal subunit. The transcript has 4 exons. The coding region runs from base 1 to 741 and encodes 246 amino acids. Gene Ontology annotation, molecular function: mRNA 5'-UTR binding; small ribosomal subunit rRNA binding; structural constituent of ribosome. The record is from RefSeq and is a predicted model, not a curated record.